Molecule: messenger RNA, 534 nt
Organism: Saprolegnia diclina VS20
Lineage: Eukaryota; Oomycota; Saprolegniomycetes; Saprolegniales; Saprolegniaceae
Product: TKL protein kinase
Exons: 1
Coding region: 1-534 (177 amino acids)
Biological process (GO): protein phosphorylation
Molecular function (GO): ATP binding; protein kinase activity
Source: RefSeq, a predicted model, not a curated record
AUGAAAGGCACCCUUCGAAGCGCGCUCGACACUGAUUUGCUGGACGAGCACAAGACUCUUCAAGUGGCGCUGGACAUUGCACACGGCCUCGCCUACGUGCACGCUCAAUCGCUCGUCCACUGCAACCUCAAGCCCGGCAACAUCUUUGUCGACCACUCGGGCCGCUCCAAACUCGCCGACUUUGGCUUGUGCUGUGAAACAAAAGACGUGCGCAAGAGCAUUGGCACACCGCAGUACAUGGCGCCAGAGCUCACGGUGUUCGAGAGCACCGACGAGGCCUCAUUUCCUGUCGAUGUCUUCGCCUUUGGCGUUCUUCUCACAGAGCUCAAUACGGGCAACGUGCCGUACAGUGAGGACGGCUACGUGAGCCAAUAUGCGCUUUGGAAUGCCGUCCAAGGUGGUCGUCGCCCCGCAUUGCGAGACGACUGCCCCGCGUGGUACCGGGACCUUGCGAUCGCGUGCAUGGCCGCUAAGCCAAAUGCUCGCCCUGCUGUGGCUGACAUCAUUCACACCUUGGAGCAUCAGUUGCUGUAG